Molecule: messenger RNA, 522 nt
Organism: Lactuca saligna
Lineage: Eukaryota; Viridiplantae; Streptophyta; Magnoliopsida; Asterales; Asteraceae
Source: the annotation of a GenBank genome assembly
AUGCCUAGUUUUUCACUUGGACUUGGUCUUGGUCUAACACAAGAGUUUCAGGAAGGAGAUGAAAGCAGUGAAGAUGAACACAUGAAGGAAGAAAUAAAAGAUGAAAAACUUGAUGAAGGAGAAAGUUAUGAUUCAGAAGAAACAGAAUGUGACAAUAAUAUCUUGAGAAUUGAAGAUGAUGAAGACAAAAAAAGAGAAGUAGGAAAAAUAUUAAAUAAACCAUCACUGAAGCUAUCUUCUCCUUAUAAUAAAAAAAAAACAGAAGAACCAGCGGUUGAUGUCAUUGACAAUUGGAAUUCAAGUGCAAAGUUUUCUAGAGCUUAUCGUGAUGCACCUAAUGAAUUGAAAAUACUUUUUAGAAGGUACUUGAUGAGGGUCAAUCACAAAUCAGCUUUAACUUUGGAGGGUGUUGAACCAGAAAGGGUGAACAUGAAUUGGCGCACGAGGGAUAAUCAUGUUGACUAUGGAGUUUUUUGCAUGCAUCAUAUGAAGACAUAUAUGGGAGAUAAAACAAUAAAUUAG